Molecule: messenger RNA, 4908 nt
Organism: Pangasianodon hypophthalmus (striped catfish)
Lineage: Eukaryota; Metazoa; Chordata; Actinopteri; Siluriformes; Pangasiidae
Product: insulin gene enhancer protein isl-1-like
Exons: 5
Coding region: 1646-2572 (308 amino acids)
Biological process (GO): positive regulation of transcription by RNA polymerase II; neuron fate specification; axonogenesis
Cellular component (GO): nucleus
Molecular function (GO): cis-regulatory region sequence-specific DNA binding; DNA-binding transcription factor activity, RNA polymerase II-specific
Source: RefSeq, a predicted model, not a curated record
ACAUUGGUGAAACUCACAACCCUCCUUUAUGAACAUUCUGUUUAUUAUGAAGUUCUUUGUUGUUAGGUGAUUUGACUGGUUUGUUGAAUUUAAUUUGUUUAAUCCAAAAUAAUGUCAACUUGAAUCUAAUGUGUUCUGCGGUGGAAAGUUCAGGAAGAGUUAAGCUCUAUGUUUCCAGCAAAUAGCCAAUAAUGAGGUGAAUAUUUGAAUAUUUUAGAUAGAUUAUGUUCAUAAAAUAAAUAUGUGCUGAGAUAGUCCAUGGAAUUAAUUUACUAAUUAAUGAAUGAAUUAGGAUCAGCAACCUUAGGGCAGACAUGGGUGGUUGUUCCUGUAAAGGCUGUUCUGUUCUGUCGCUCCUUUCAGUGUACAUACUAGCUGGUCAAUUAGUGUAUAGUGUAAGAAUAUAGUGCAUAGGGUACGAUUUCAGACAGAGUCCCCGUGUAUGUCCUGGGUCAAUCAUAGGACAAUAGGAAUGCUUUGUAUGCUAAGUUUUUUUCAGCCUAGGACCUGAUUUGACCUGACAAAGACCUGAUUUGUUAUCUUCGAACAAGACUGAUAAGGCAACCAGGUAAACAACAGGCGGUAUUAUCUUGCUGUUGCUUUACACCUGCAUUUUAUGUCUACAUGUGAGUGACUUUAUGAUCUGUGGUUUAAUCAUAUUUCCUAUACAUUCUACCCCAAGUGGAGUGCACUAGAUGUUAAGUAGGUCAUAUCACGUGGCUUUGCUUUGAGGUCAUUGUCUAGAUCCGUGGUUCUCAAAGUGGGGUCCGGGAACAGAGGGGUCUGUGAAGUGUACCCAGGGGGUCCAUGAAUUUUAUUUACAGCAGUGGAAAUCAUAACCUCCCUUUAUCACCAUUACCUACCAUUAUAAGCUAUAUUAGGUUCUUAUAGCUGACCUGGACCUAAUGUGUUCUGUUGAUGGAAAGUUCACUAAUAUAAAGCUCUAUGACUCUUAUAAAUAGACAAAAUAGUAUUGUACAUAUUUAAAUAAUUUUCUUUAAAUAACCUAAGUGAAUAUGUUUGCAUUGUAUUAUACUAUUAUAUAUCUUUAUCUGUUGUUUCACCCUUUUUAUCUGACCUUUGCCACAAAUAAAUUAAAAAUUACCCCUAGAGUCUAAAACCGCAGAAACCUUACACAGCUACGUAAAGGUAGAGUUGGGCUAGAAAUGAAAUUUAGACCAUAUCCCAGUUCAGCCAAGGCAUCUUUGGUGCCCAGAAUUGGCUACGUCUGUUACAUGCUGAAGGCCAAUGUAGCUAACAAGUAAUAGCUGAAACCUACAACCUCCAGUUUAGCAUCAUACAAACUGCUGCUUUAAGAAACCUAAAAGCUGUUCUCACCUGAACAGCUCAAAUAAAAGGUGGGAGGUGCGACAUGGUCUAACACUGCACCUGUUAGAUUUUAGAGGGGAAAAAAAACCUCUGAAUGAGUGUAGAUUACAUUUGAACAGCUGUGUCCCAGCCAAUCAGUCUUCUCAGAGGCAGGACGAUUCAGCGUCACAUCUAUAGAAAAGCAAGUGGGACUCAGAGGGGUUCAGUGUAGUGGCCAAGCGCUGCUGAAAAGGGCACGGGACCAAAAAGUGCAGUCGUGAGGAUGCUGAGAGGUGAUUCACGGUCGGAACGGAUACUCUAACAUUUACCCUAAAAAAUGGAAGAGCCACAAAAAGCAGAAAAAGGCCUCCCUUCACUCUGCGUUGGUUGUGGGCUUCAGAUCCGCGACCGCUUCGUGUUGAGGGUGUUUCCUGACCUGCGUUGGCACAUAGCGUGUCUGAAGUGUGUGGAGUGUCAGCAAAACCUAGACGAGUCUCACACCUGCUUCAUUAAAGACGGAAAGACCCUGUGUAAAGAUGAUUAUAUCAGAUUAUACACCACCAAAUGUGCAAAAUGUCUAAAGUCAAUCAGCAGCCGUGAUUACGUCAUGCGUGCAGGAGAUAACGUCUAUCACGUGCAGUGCUUCCGGUGUGAGCACUGCGAUCGGCAGCUGCUGCCCGGAGAUGAGUUUACCAUCCAAGACGGCUUCCUGCACUGCACUGGUCGUGAAAACACCAAUCACAGACUAAUAACACUUACACAUGACUCAGCACAUCUGACUGACCUGGACAGGUGUGAUGAAGGAGCAGACACUUCCCAGUCGGGUGGAGAAGGUGAUUCUGGCUGGCCGGUUGUGCCCAUCAAGCCUGAGAAGACUGCACGUGUGAGGACAGCACUCAGCCCGUCUCAGCUCCAUGUGCUGCGCACAUGCUACAACGCUAACCCGCGACCGGACGCUACAGUGAAGGAACAGCUGAUGGAGCUGACGGGCUUGAGCUCGCGUGUCAUCCGCAUCUGGUUCCAGAACAAACGAUGCAAAGACAAGAAAAAGAGCAUGCUGGAGAGACAAAUGCAGCACAAGAGCGGAGAACAGACCGAUAUGACAGAUGAGCCGUUGUUGGCUGUCACUCCUGAGAACCUGGACUUAGACACACUGAUGCCCCCACUGGACCUGCAGAGUCUCCAGCCAUCUUGGAAGCUCCUGACGAGUCUCUUGUUUUCAGACAGUGAUCAGGAAACGGUGACUCUCAACCAGCUAGAUUAGCCCUAAUGUUCACCGCUAAGUAGUGAACACUACAGGAGAGUUAAGUGCAUAAGAAGGAUGGAAAGGUGUACUAGUGUUUUUUUGUGAUUUUCAUGAGUUUAUAUCAGACAGUAAUAUGAGCAUUUAUUCUACAGAAACUGAUAUUGUGUUAAAAUCCAUCGAGCCACAAAAUAUAAACUUAAAUGCCAUUCCAUCAGAGGAGGAGACAUGAACUUCAUUUUUCUUGGGUUGAUAAAGACUUGGAGUGUGACCACUGAUCCAGGCGACAGUUUUAAAAAUGAAGUGUUAUUCGUGAAAAGGGCAGCAUUUCUGUAACAAAGUCUCUCAAUUAAAUCAAGCUACUGUGUGACAAUGUUUAUUAAAUGUGCUACACAAAGUUAAAAUCGUAUCGUAAAUAAUGCUGUUAAAAUGUCUUAAGAAAUAUUGCCACUUAUGUACCAAUCAUUUAGUAAAGUUUUGUGUAAAUGUCUUAGUAGGCCAAACUGAACUUAAAAUGACAGUCAGAUUUGCUUCACAGUCAUGUGCAUACAGUAUGUUGAUAAAACUUAAUCAGCCAUAAAUUAUCUAGCGCGUUCACGGCACAGCUGAUUUACAUUUAGUGAUGCUCACAAACCUGCCUAAAAGACUGAAAGAGAGAGCGGAAAAUGACAACAGAAUGGUAAAAUUCACAACAUGUGCUAAAUAUUCCAGUGAUGCAGCUCAGUGGCCUUUCUACUUUUAUAGGGUGCUAUUACUUUUGUCCUAAUUAAAUGGCUAGUUUAUGUGUCUUAAUUUAAGGAAUUGUUUUGGAUUGCUUUCUUGGUAAACCGACUGAGUUUCACAGAAUUUUUUUUGUUAAGUUUGUGUGAAAUAAAUAAGUGAUUUAAAUCCAUAUAGAAAAUUGCAGUAAGUCACUUCUAAUUAAAUUCUAAUAUUUAUAUUAUAUAUAUAUAUAUAUAUAUAUAAGGUUCACAUUAGCGAAUUAGACUCUUUAUAUGUUUACACAAUUUACAUCAACUCAGGAGCUCUCGAAUAUGAAUGGAUAUGAACAUUUUUCCAAACGAACUGGAUUUUCCUGUACUGUAUAUCACAUUUCUUGCGUAAAUUGCUUUUGCAAACUAUUUACUUUUUUUUCUGAAAAGUGAGGCCCGAUUAUCCUCAAAGUACUCAAAAAUAUUUUUUCUACUUCUCAAAGAAAGCACCACAGUACAAGUACUCUCAAAAUUCUCUGUUACUUUUGUUUUGUUUUUUUUACAAAUUGAUGUUCAUGUAACAGGUCAUUAUUUUUCUUCAGCUUUUUAUUCAGUUUAUUUCUAUUAAUCCCCAAAAAUGUAAAAUCAUUUCUCUCUUAUUUCUCCCAACCUUUUGGUUCUAUCUGUAAUAAAAGUUAUUUAGUCUUUUAUAUACUCAAUAGUUAUGUUUAUUCUCUUCUGUCAUGAAAACAUUGUUAUUUAUUGUCAACUAAUAUUAUUUAUUUUAUUACUUUGUUAAUUAUUCAAUAGUUGGUUGUGUUCAUGGGAAGUUCAAACUCCACAUAAUGAUGACUGUAAUAAAUAUUUUCCAUGAUUCAUUAUGAAUAAUCCUCUCUAAUCACAUUCUAAUCUCUGCUAUAUUCGCUGAAAUUGCUUUACUUUACACCUCUACCUCACACAUUCAUCCUGUUUUUUUUUUCACACUGUCCUUCAGUUUCUCUGUACUGUUUGAUCGGCUCAGUCUAAACACAGAUAAAGCCGCACAGAUAUGGGACUUGUUGUGGACCUGCACUAAUCACACUUUGUAUAGAAAUGAUUUGUAUUUGCAGUGGAUUUGUUUGAAGUAAAGGUGAAAGCAAAAACCCACUUUCCCACGCUGUGUUCUUGUGCAACCUACACGCCAUUUACAUUUAUUCAUAGCCGCUUACAAGCAAGGCAGAGCUGGAGGUGAAGGGCAUACUCAAGAGUACUGCUGAGAUUUAUAAGUUAUCAGUUGAUUUUUACUCUUAGAUAUGUGAAGUUUAAGUUACUAUAGAAACAAUAAAGUCAUAGUUAUAGUGAAGUGACUUGUGGCCAAGUAUGGUGGCCCAUACUCGGUUUUUCUGCUCUGCAUUUAACCCAUCCAAGUGCACACACACAGUAGUGAACACACACACACACCGUGAACACACACCCGGAGCAGUGAGCAGCCUUUUUUCGCUGCAGCGGCCAGGGAGCAGUUGGGGGUUCGGUGCCUUGCUCAAGGGUCUCACCUCAGUCGUGGUAUUGAGGGUGGGAGAGAGCGCUGGUCAUUCACUCCCCCCACCUACAAUCCCUGCCGGACCCGAGACUCGAACCCACAACCUUCAGGUUCACCUUCGGGUUGCAAGUCCGACUCUCUAUCCA